This is a messenger RNA of Pochonia chlamydosporia 170, 273 nucleotides long. RefSeq lists its product as hypothetical. Bases 1 to 273 code for a protein of 90 amino acids. The record is from RefSeq and is a predicted model, not a curated record. The transcript has 2 exons. Lineage: Eukaryota; Fungi; Ascomycota; Sordariomycetes; Hypocreales; Clavicipitaceae.
AUGGCUAUGGCUGAACUACUUGUGCUUAUGGAUCCUGAUCAUUUCGCACCUGAUCCGUUACAGGAUGAACAAGUCGUUUCGCCAGUUGCACCACAGCUAAAACACGUGUAUGGUUCGCUAGAGGUGGCACCAGUACCCCCACACCCUCCACACCUCUCCUUACCAGUUCCACCGCAGGACGUGCACUUCGCCAUAAUAGGUGCUUUGAUCUCAUUUGUUACCUUGAGAUCUAGUUUCGUGCUAUAUGAAGCUGAAGAUGAAGGUUUCGAUUGA